CUCCCCUCCUCCCCGCGGGAAAAACCAGCCAUACGAAACCGCGCCCCGUUCCUCCUCCCUCCGCUCCGCUCCAACCGCCGCGCCGCGCGCUCGCCUCCCCCUCCCGCCUGCCACGGCGCAUUCCCCGACCCCCACCAGCGAGCGAUCGCGGUCGCUGUGGCGAUCGCGGUCGCGGUCGUGCUCCGACGUCGCGGUCCCCAUGCCGUCGUCGUCCUUCUCCUCCUCGGCGGCGCCCUCGCCGACGCCCUCGGAGCGGGCGGAGGCGCCGCGGUCGCCCACCCCGCCGGCGCCGCCGCUGGUGGGUGCGCUCAUCGAGUCGCUUUCGUUCCGCGGCUGCGGGUUCGGCCGCGCCGCCGCGUCCGCGUUCGAGAAAGAGGACCUGCGGUCGCGGGCCGCGCUCCCGCGGCGCCUCCGCGCCGCCGUGCACGCCGCGAUGCGCGCCAGGGACCCCGCCGCGGGCGCGUUUGCGCUAGACGACCGCGACGGCGCGUGCAACCCGUGGUUCGACGCCGCGGCGCACGACGACGCGCCCGAGUCGCCGCUCGUCGCCUUCGUCAACCCCCGCAGCGGCGGCCGCCUCGGCCCCGUCCUCAAGACCCGCCUCCAGGAGCUCAUCGGCGAAGACCAGGUUUUUGAUCUUACUGUUGUGAAGCCUUCUGAAUUUGUGGAAUAUGCUCUGGCUUGUUUGGAACAACUUGCCGACUCUGGGGAUCAUAGUGCGGGGUUUGUUCGCAAUAAUCUGCGAGUCAUGGUUGCAGGAGGUGACGGAACAGUAGGUUGGGUGUUGGGAUGUUUAGGAGAAUUAUAUGUUCAGAACAGGGAGCCUGUUCCUCCAGUUGCUGUUAUACCACUUGGAACCGGAAACGAUCUCUCCAGAAGUUUUGGUUGGGGUGCUUCAUUUUCAUUCUCAUGGAAAGCAGCUGCUAAACGGUCUCUCUACAAGGCUAUUUUCGGCUCGGUUUCUUGUUUAGACAGUUGGCAUGUUGUUGUUUCUAUGCCUGAAGAUGGAGAAGAAGAAAAGGAAGAAUUGGACCUCCCUCAUUCGCUUCGGCAUCUUGGAGGGUGUACAUUUUUUGAUGAUGGCACUGCUAAGGGAGAAUUGCCUGAAACAGUCUCUUGCUUUGAUGGUGUGUUCUAUAAUUACUUCAGCAUAGGAAUGGAUGCUCAAGUGGCUUAUGGAUUUCACCAAUUACGUGAUGAGAAGCCAUUUCUUGCAAAUGGACCUUUAUCCAAUAAGUUAAUUUAUGCAGGAUACACCUGCAAGCAAGGAUGGUUCUUUACACAGUGUAUUAGUGACCCUGAAUUAAGGGGAUUGAGGAACAUUAUCUGUUUAUCAAUCAAGAGGAUGGACAGCUCUGAGUGGGAGAGCAUUCCUGUACCUUCGAGCGUGAGGGCUAUUGUUGCGUUAAACCUUCACAACUACGCAAGUGGAAGGAACCCAUGGGGAAAUUUGAAGCCUGAAUAUUUGGAGAAAAAAGGCUUUGUUGAAGCCCAUUCAGACGAUGGCCUUCUUGAAAUAUUUGGACUGAAGCAAGGGUGGCAUGCUUCUCUCGUGAUGGUUGAACUUAUAUCUGCAAAGCACAUAGCUCAGGCAGCAGCAAUCCGGAUAGAGAUCAAGGGUGGCCAAUGGCGGGACGCCUUCAUGCAAAUGGAUGGGGAGCCGUGGAAGCAACCACUUAGCUCUGAGUAUUCCACAUUUGUUGAUAUAAAGAAGGUGCCUUACCCCUCACUGAUAAUCAAUGGUUAAGACCGUUAGCUGGAGACCAUUUUUUUUUUUGGUGGCGUGGCCUAGCUUGAGCGGCCAAGAAAAUAUUUUUGGCUUCCAGCUUGGAGCUCGAUGAACUCCAGGCACAACCUUGAUCACGGUUACCUGAAACCGUAACUGUAUAUUGAGUUGAGCAUGUAUGUGGAAAACAAAAUGAAGCGGUGUCUCUGCUAUGCUUUGAUCGCAAUUCUGUCUGAAAUUACAUGUACUGCAUGAAGCUACUGUUGGAGAUAUAUUCUCUAAUCUGAA
Setaria italica (foxtail millet) is the source of this 2014-nucleotide messenger RNA. RefSeq names its product diacylglycerol kinase 4-like. NCBI's taxonomy places the organism in Eukaryota, Viridiplantae, Streptophyta, Magnoliopsida, Poales, Poaceae. Gene Ontology annotation, molecular function: ATP-dependent diacylglycerol kinase activity. The record is from RefSeq and is a predicted model, not a curated record. The coding region runs from base 200 to 1747 and encodes 515 amino acids. The transcript is spliced from 12 exons.